Molecule: messenger RNA, 872 nt
Organism: Oncorhynchus gorbuscha (pink salmon)
Lineage: Eukaryota; Metazoa; Chordata; Actinopteri; Salmoniformes; Salmonidae
Exons: 9
Coding region: 9-872 (287 amino acids)
Source: RefSeq, a predicted model, not a curated record
UUCGGCAGAUGCUAACGGAGCUACUUUACAAGAAGGAAACCCCUUCCUUUUGCAGAGUGAAAAACAUUGAAAACCUUAAAAUCUUCUGCUUCAUUUUUUUUUUAAAGAACAAGAUCGAAACCAGAGUUGCCUCGUUGUUCGCCGCCGUUGGACUCUGGAGCAGUGGAAACAUGUCCUCCGGAGAAAUAAAUCACGCUUCUCCAUCUGGCAGUCUGACAGACACAUCUAGGAUGAGGAAGAGGACCAGAGAGCAUGAAGCUGGGUCACCUGACUCUGACCAGCCAACCAAGAUGUUCUCCAAGUGUGAGGUCCAGGGUCUGCUCCAGCAGGAAGUGCAAAGUGCUAUGAAACAGUCUGAAUCCAAGAUGGAGUCGCUAUUGGAGAGAGUUCAGCUACUGGAAUGUGAACCUAAAUACGACCUGGUCAUACGCAGACUGGAGGCUCACAUUAAGAAGGUGAAGAGGAGGGGGGAUGCUGCCAUCUCUUACGUCAGGAUGCUACGAGCUCCUGGAGUUAAACACAAUCAGAGGAGGCUGGGUUCUGGUCUUGUGGACCUGACUGAGACUGAGAAAGGACUGAGCACUGUGGACAUCAGCAGGUCAGAUUCUGAUGAGGAAGACUCGGCUGAGAAGCAGAGGAAGAGGAAGGUUGUAGAUGGUUUCUGGCAGAAAAUGAUGUCCAAUAAAAAAAACCCAGACAGGAAGAAAGAAAAAGAGAGGAAUGGAAAAAGGUCGGCGUCUGCACCGGUGACCAGACCGCCAGCCACAUCGCCAGUUAAAACGGAGUGCACGGUGAAGAUGGAAACCACCGUGAAGACCGAGGAGUCCCGUGUCCUCUACUCCCCUCUUCGUGUUCCCUCCGUCGCAGAGUGA